AUGGACGACAAUUAUUUAAUUACAAGUAUCCCUGAAGUCAAGGUUACAACGGAAAGACCGGUACCUCUCGAUUUGGAAGAAUCUUUAGGCAAUGCGGGCCUUCCUCGUGCGACAAUCGCGGCCUCUCGUGAAAAGCCUCAUGGCAGUGAUAGACGGCAACCCAUUCAUCGUGACCGUGUUAUUCGUCCUUUUGAUACUUUAAAAGGACUUCGUAAAUUAGGUUUCAAUUUUAUCCUUGCUCUUUUUUUUACGUUUGCGAUCCAUUCUGGUUUUGCUUAUCCCUCCCAAGAAAGUUGGAUUCCGAUUCUCUGCAAUCCAUUCUUUAAGAUUUAUACUGAUAGAAUUCAUAAAUGUAAACAUGGUAACGAUACAGAGACACUUGAUACAGAGGGACGAUUUGUUCCUGAAAAAUUCGAAGAAAUUCUUACUAAAUUUGACCGAGAGGGGAAAGGUGGACUUAGUUUCUCCGAUAUUGUACGCAUGAUAAAUGUUAAUUAUAACAUUUUUGAUUUUUUCGGAUAUUAUUCGUCUUGGAUUGAAUGGAUAGGCGUAUAUCUAUUAUGCGCCGAGAAUGGGGUUGUGGAUAAAGAAAAAAUUCGUGGAAUAUAUGAUGUAUUAUAUUGA
This is a messenger RNA of Diversispora eburnea, 624 nucleotides long. The record is from the annotation of a GenBank genome assembly. NCBI's taxonomy places the organism in Eukaryota, Fungi, Glomeromycota, Glomeromycetes, Diversisporales, Diversisporaceae.